GAUCACCAUCACCUGACGAUGACAAUUUGUUUUUUUGGGGCACUUUGUAGCCUAUCGUUAUUUUUUCUCUAGUGUACAGUCAGUGCAGACAGGUUCACGGAAAUGAGUGUGGAAAUCAAAAUCAUUAAUUAAAUAAUAGUUGAUGACAGCAGUUUAUUUAACACGCGUCUGUCUGAUUUGAUUACCCAGAAUGCCUCGCUUGUUGCCGUCUGUCGAAGGAGUGACUGUGUAGAAUAGACUCAGCCAGCUGCAUUUGACAUUCAUGAAGUUGUCGUUACUAUGCAUGUUUAUCGUAUGAAAUAAGAUACAAGAGGGAAAGAAAAUAACAGGGGAAGGCGAAAUCUGUUGUUGUCAAUACACCAGCAAUGCCUCUCUUCACGACCAACCCAUUUGACCAAGAUGUUGAGAAAGCAACCAGUGAGAUGAACACAGCUGAGGACUGGGGCCUCAUUCUGGACAUAUGUGAUAAGAUAGGACAGUCGCGCACCGGGCCUAAAGAAUGUCUCCGCUCUAUAAUGAGAAGAGUGAACCACAAGGAUCCUCAUGUGGCCAUGCAGGCACUGACUCUGCUUGGUGCUUGUGUCUCAAACUGUGGGAAGAUCUUCCACUUGGAGGUGUGCUCCAGAGAGUUUGCCAGUGAAGUCAGUAACGUCUUAAACAAGGGCCACCCCAAAGUGUGCGAGAAGCUGAAAGCUCUGAUGGUGGAGUGGGCGGAGGACUUCCGCAACGAUCCCCAACUCAGUCUGAUCUCAGCUAUGAUCAAGAAUCUACGCGAGCAGGGUGUCACUUUCCCAGCUGUAGGGUCCCAGGCUGCAGAGCAAGCAAAAGCAAGCCCUGCUUUAGUGGCGAAGGAUCCCUCCACCUCAACAAAAAAAAAAGAAGAAGACGACUUGGCCAAAGCUAUUGAGCUGUCACUAAAGGAGCAACGUCCGCAGCAGCAGACCUCCCUGUCGAGCCUUUACCCAAACACCUCCAGCCUGCUCUCCUCACACAAGUCCGACGGCAGGAAAGUCCGCGCCAUCUACGACUUUGAGGCCGCUGAGGACAACGAGCUCACCUUCAAGUCAGGAGAAAUCAUCACUAUCCUGGACGAUAGUGACCCCAACUGGUGGAAAGGGGAAACAUACCAGGGAGUGGGGUUGUUCCCCUCUAACUUUGUCACAGCUGACCUCACUGCAGAGCCUGAGAUGAUGAAGACAGAGAAGAAGACCGUACAGUUCAGUGAGGACAUCCAGGUGGAGACCAUAGAGCCCGAGCAAGAGCCUGUAUUUAUAGACGAAGACAAAAUGGACCAACUCCUGCAGAUGAUCCAGAGUGCAGAUCCCACAGACAACCAGUCGGACAGCGUGGAGCUGCUACAGCUGGAAGGUGCCUGCAAUCAAAUGGGACCCCUCAUCGACCAGAAGUUGGAUGAUAUAGACAGGAAGCACUCAGAGCUGUCGGAGCUGAAUGUGAAGGUGAUGGAAGCUCUGUCUUUGUAUGCCAAGAUAAUGAACGAAGAUCCAGUUUACGCCAUGUAUGCCAAGCUACAGAGCCAACAGUACUACAUGCAGCAGCCCGCCAACGCAGCACAACAGCAGGUCUACCCUGGUCAGCCGGCAUCGGGUUCGUACGCCAUGAGCGGCCCCGCGGUGCAGGGUUACACUGUUCCCCUGGAGCAGCUUCCAGCAGGAGCCCCCAUUCCUGGUCAGCCAGCCCCCAGUGACGUUCAUAUGUACAUGGGCCAGCCGCCAGUCUACACCGCAGCUCCAGGCAGCAUGGCCCCAGCAGACUUGCAGUCCUACCAGAACCCAGCCAGCGCCCCCGGCCCCCCCCAAGGCAUGACGCAGACGCCAAACUACAGCAUCCCCUCCGGCCCGAGCAUAGCACCUUCCUCAGAGAAAGCCCUACUAUAGGCCCCCUUAAAGCAGCGUUAUCCUCCCGCAGACACAUGCACCAGACCGGAUCAAAUAGUGGUCGUGGAUUAUUUCUCUUAUUAUUCUAUGAUUUUGUUUUUAUCAUGGAACACAAGGUGGAAGGAAAACAUUCAAAUAGAGUAGAGGAAAGCUAACAUGUGGCACGCUUUGUGUUGCUACACACACAGUUCCACUUCUCACAGCUUAGAAGUGAUCACAGACACACACUUUGUGUUCUUUUCAUUAAUGAUGUUUCUGCAGUUUCACUCUUCUUCUCCAUGUUUUUACAUGACUCUGAUGUGAAGACACGGAGAAGCUUUCAGUUGCACUUUUAUCUCCAGUUGCACUUAUUUAGGUUUUCAUCAUUCAAGCCCGAUCACUUCUAAAUCUACAUCUGAUGGCACUAUAUGCAUGAGACAUUCAUUGCUUCCUCUUUAGGUUAGAACUAUUGAACAAUUGUGGUAAUGCUUUAUUUUAUGGGUCCAAACUACAUCAUUUGGUACCAAUUAUUAAUAUCUCUAUUAUUAUUAUUAUUAUUAUUAUAGGGAUAAUGAUACAUGGUUCAUUUAGUUCCUUAAAAUAAUGACUUUAUUUAAACUCAAGCAAAUAUUCAUUCAUUAAUCAUGGGAAACGUUAUUCUUCAUACUGUAUAUAUUUGUGGAUGUUCUGCUGACUUUUUACGUUACAUUAGCAAAUUAUUUUCAAUUAAUUAUUUGGAUGUGAACUUUUAUUAAUCAUUAUCUAUAAUUUAGACAGUUCGUUCCUGGAAACUUUCUCGGGGUUUAUGGACCUGUAAAAUAUGGCGUGAACAAAAUUGCUUUGAGAAAAUAAGUGUAACUAGAAGCUUCAAUCCAACCACAAAAUAUUACUGAGAUUUCUAUCUGAUCAAGCGUGACAUACACAAAAGCAUUCCUUCUCACCACCCCUGAACAUGUAUACUGCAAAACACACACAGGACACACACUACAGGCAGGUGUACAGCAGUGCACACACAGUUUGUUCACACAUCCUCAUCAGUGUUAUGAUCAUUUACCUGCACUCACACACUAACAUGCCACAGUCUUCUCACACACUUAAAGCACCUGCAGUGCUCAUCGUGUCACAUUCAGCUUUCUUUUCUUUUGUUUAUCAGAAAAAGGACCUUCAGCUGUUCUGAAACCGUUAGUUUACUACAUUCUGUAUUAUGUCGUCAACUUUUAGAAGUACUGAAAACUGAAGCCACUUUGUUUUUGUUUUUUUGGAGGGAAAAAGAAACCAGAGGAAUUUCCGCAUGCACGUGACUCUUGUAUAUACUGUACCGAACAGUUAGUGAAGCCACGUGGUGGGCUGGACGUUAGCGCAGCGCCGAGUGCUUCUCUCGGCCUUAAAGGUGAACUCUGCAGUCAUGAUGUCCCCGCUGAACUAAAGGUGUAAAAGCCAAAGAGAACAAAAUGAAAAAUCUUUUUCUUCUUUUCUUAACACGAACGACUCCUAACUUCAUACUGCAGAGUUUCCCUUUUGUAAAUGAGCAGCUGUUGGUCCUUGUUGGUGGAUGUAUGCAGCGGCUGUACUAACAGACUCGGCCACUAGGGGGCGACCUCUCUGAACAGCCCCAGUGUCUUUAAAGCAUCUCUUUAGUCAGUGUUAAAAAUUGUUUUUUUUGUAGUGCAUUUUAAUUUAUGUUCUUAUUAUUGUUAUGCUAUUUUAAGUGCAGGAUGUAUGUAUUCAGAGUAAAGCAAGAAUAUGUGAUAUUCUGCCGAACUUAGUUGUAUAUUUAAAUCGCUCACAUGAGAACGUGGACAUUUCUCUCAGUGUUUGAUACAUGCUCAUCGUACUGUAGGGUCAUAUGGUAAUGUGAAAACCUGAUCUAACCCAUCCCCCGUUGCAUUUCAAACCUGACCUUUUCUCAGAGCUGUCUAACACUAAAACAAAUUCUACCUGAAGCAGAACCGAAAGAAGGUUUUAUCAUUCUGGGACGCACAGUCAGGAUUUGUAAACAAGUCUUUCCUAAAGUACCUCUCUGUUCCAGUGACGCUUUUAAGGUUGAAUAUUGUACAAAGUCUACUCCUACUCCUCUCAACGUACUUUCCAUAAUCUUCUACGGCUUCUACCUGUUCAGAGUCUUUGGGAAAGAGUUGAUGUUUACAAACGCUGACUGGGCUGCAAGAAGAAGAAAACGUUAUUUAUCCGUUGUUGUUUAAUAUUGAAUGAUGCUACGUGAAGGAAUUAUGAAGCAGUUUUAAAUACGAUGAACCAGAUCUUCCAGUUGCAGGACAAAUUGGUGUGUUGAUCGGAUAUUUGUGUCAUUUCAAUUUCUCUUGAGAUGCUAUGUUUCAAAGCGUGCGCCGCCCCGUGUCACCGCAAGAAUCUUAAAAACGACCCCCGACAUUAAGCUUUGGUGCCUGGGACUUUGUAAGAGGCCAUUUUAUUCUCCAGAACUUGAUUUUAGCUUUCAUAUAGUUGAUUUGAAAGACGAGAAAUGUUUCUUUUGCUGCCUGGAAGUAAUGCGAGAGGGAAAUGGUGUUAAUCUGUUUGAUCGAAGAGGGCCGAACAUAUCAAAUAUAUGACAAGCAGCAGCUAUUCUGGGACCAGGAGCCAGUUAAUCCCCACACAUGAUCCAAAUGUAACCUCUCGUUACACCACAGCGUUGGACUGCACCCCCGAUGUAACUUUAUUGCACAGGAUUGAGAUGCUGCCUGUUUUUAAGUUUUAAACACCGUUAUUGUAAAGGUUCUGUCUAAACUUGUAUCCUGCUGUUUGUAUGUAUUCUUUUAACCAUUCUUAUUAAUUGGUAUUCACAAUAAAAAAAACAGGCCAAAUGUACAGAAUAAUAUGAACGGCCUUGUUUUCUUGAUGUCGGA
Cottoperca gobio is the source of this 4735-nucleotide messenger RNA. It is a transcript of the gene stam, whose product is annotated as signal transducing adaptor molecule (SH3 domain and ITAM motif) 1. The transcript has 14 exons. Gene Ontology annotation, cellular component: ESCRT-0 complex. The record is from RefSeq and is a predicted model, not a curated record. Gene Ontology annotation, molecular function: ubiquitin binding; phosphatidylinositol binding. NCBI's taxonomy places the organism in Eukaryota, Metazoa, Chordata, Actinopteri, Perciformes, Bovichtidae. Bases 366 to 1895 code for a protein of 509 amino acids. Gene Ontology annotation, biological process: protein transport to vacuole involved in ubiquitin-dependent protein catabolic process via the multivesicular body sorting pathway.